Monopterus albus (swamp eel) is the source of this 3906-nucleotide messenger RNA. It is a transcript of the gene itga10, whose product is annotated as integrin, alpha 10. Gene Ontology annotation, molecular function: integrin binding. The coding region runs from base 236 to 3751 and encodes 1171 amino acids. Gene Ontology annotation, biological process: integrin-mediated signaling pathway; cell adhesion mediated by integrin; cell-cell adhesion. NCBI's taxonomy places the organism in Eukaryota, Metazoa, Chordata, Actinopteri, Synbranchiformes, Synbranchidae. Gene Ontology annotation, cellular component: external side of plasma membrane; integrin complex. The transcript has 30 exons. The record is from RefSeq and is a predicted model, not a curated record.
UUUAGCACCCGGAUCUGCUUUUAUAAAGUGACCAGUCUGGAAGUGAGCCUCACACACGCACAGCACACAUGCCACAGCAGUACCUUUUCACCGCAUUUCACGCAUCUCUGUGGGAAAGAAAGAGCUGAAAAAGCGUUUGCGUGUGUGGUGGACGCCGGCAUACUUCAUUGCCACCAGCUCAGGGGAGUCCGCUUCGUAAACAGAAAACUAAAUAAGACAAGAGACUGUUUCAUAAAUGGGGCUGCGUAAAUACCUGUAUUGCCUGGAGUUCGUCCUCCUUCUUAAAGAGUUGUGUCAGUGUUUUAACAUAGAUGUAAAGCAUCCACGUAUCUUCACCGGUCCAGAGGACGCUCUGUUUGGCUUUUCUGUUUUACAGCAUGAAGCAGACGGAGAAAAAUUAAUGUUGGUCGGGGCUCCCUGGGACGGGCCCCCCAACAACAGGAAAGGAGACGUCUACAAAUGCAUUGUUGGAAGGGAGAAGAACUCAAACUGCAGCAAAGUGAAUCUAGGUGAGACUGCUUUCCACAACAUUUCUAAAAACCUGAGGAAUUCUCACCUAGGAAUGACCCUUACCCCAGACUCACCUGAUGGUUUUCUGGCAUGUGCCCCUCUGUGGUCUCAGGAGUGUGGUACAUCUAUGUUCAGCACUGGCAUCUGUGCCUCUGUUAGCGAUGACCUAGAACCAAGAGAAGUCAUUGCUCCAACAGCACAAAGGUGCUCCACAUACAUGGACAUUGUGAUUGUGCUGGAUGGUUCCAACAGUAUCUACCCCUGGUACGAGGUCCAGAACUUUCUCAGCAACAUCCUCAGCAAGUUCCAUAUUAGCUCCGACCAGAUGCAGGUUGGUAUACUGCAGUAUGGCGAGGUAGCCGUCCACGAGUGGUCUCUGAAGGACUACCGGACCACACAAGAAGUAGUGGAGGCUGCCAAGAACAUCAGCCGACAGGAGGGACGAGAGACACGCACUGCAUACGCUGUCCACAUGGCCUGCACAGAGGCAUUCAGCGUUGAACGUGGAGCGAGGGAGGGCGCCAUGAAAGUGAUGAUCGUAGUGACAGACGGAGAGUCACAUGAUGGGGAGGAGCUACCAGAUGCUCUAGAGGAGUGUGACAACAGAAACAUAACCAGAUAUGCCAUUGCUGUUCUGGGUCAUUACAUCCGCCGGCAGCAGGACCCUGAGACGUUCAUUAAAGAGAUCAAGUAUAUUGCCAGUGACCCUGAUGAGAAAUACUUUUUCAAUGUGACCGAUGAAGCUGCACUCAAUGACAUCGUAGAUGCCCUGGGAGACCGCAUUUUCUCUUUGGAAGGCACACUGGGCUACAAUCAGAGCUCGUUCCACACGGAGAUGUCUCAGAUUGGCUUCUCCACACACACACUGGAUGAUGGCAUUUUGUUUGGGACGGUUGGUGCCUAUGACUGGGAUGGUGGAGUGCUGAAGGAAGGGACCAAUGGCCACAUCAUGCCACCCAGAGAAGCUUUUGAGCGCGAGUUUCCACUGGAGCUCAAAAAUCAUGCAGCUUAUUUAGGUUACACAGUGUCAUCUGUGAUAGUUGGUGACUGGAAGAGGCUGUAUGUAGCCGGGGCUCCUCGCUUCAAGCACAAAGGCAAAGUCAUCCUGUUUGAGCUCAGUAAUGAAGGAGAUGUCAACAUUGUGCAGGCCCUUAAUGGAGAACAGAUUGGAUCGUACUAUGGCAGUGAGGUGUGUGGGCUGGACAUCGACAAGGAUGGCAUCACCGAUGUCCUCCUGGUUGCUGCUCCAAUGUACCUCAGCUCAGGAAACAAGGAGGCGGGUAGGGUCUACAUCUACACUCUCAGUGGGGAGGAGGUGUUUGUUUCUAAUGGUACUCUGAAGUCAGAGGAAAAGUCACAGGAUGCCAGGUUUGGUUAUGCACUGGCAGCUGCUCCAGACCUCAACCAUGAUGGCUUCACUGACCUGCUGGUGGGAGCCCCGUUGGAGGAUGAACACAGAGGGGCCAUCUAUGUCUACCAUGGUGACAGUAUUUACAUCAUCCACAAUUAUAAACAGCGUAUUCCAGCGUCUGUGAUUUCCCCCUCCUUGCAGUAUUUUGGCCGCAGUGUGAGCGUUCGAUUGGACUUGGAUGGGGAUGAGCUAAUAGACUUGGCAGUGGGAGCGCUGGGCAGUGCUGUAUUGCUCAGCUCUCGAAGCAUAGUCCAGAUCAAUGUGAGUCUGUCCUUCCAGCCGCAUUCCAUCAAUGUCAUUCAGAAGACCUGCCAGAGGGGAGGCAGAGAAUCAGCCUGUCUCAAUGCCACUGCCUGCUUCACAGCCUUCUCUCGCUCCCCUGGAUCACACAGCAAUAGUUUUGAUCUGUGGGUGUCGGCCAUGCUGGAUGACAGAAAGCUGUCAGCAAGGGCCUUGUUUGAUGACAGCUUCCACCGACAGACCCAGCUGUCGGUGCAAGUUCACACAGGACGAACUCUCUGCUACAAACUGCCCUUCCAUGUCUAUGACACAGCAGAUUACAUCCGUCCCAUCAGCUUCUCACUGCAGUUUAAAAUCAACAAUACAGAGAGUGGUCCGGUGUUGGAUGAAGGUUGGCCAGUCUCUGUCAAGAAAUUUAUCCCGUUUUUUAAAGACUGCGGUGAGGAUGAUGUGUGCACAACAGAUUUGGUGCUGCAGGCUCACAUGGACAUCUCUGGGACAAGACAGAAGCCUUAUGUGAUUCGCAGUCCUCGUAGGCGUCUGGCAGUGGAGGUGCAGCUCCAGAACAGACUGGAAAACGCCUACAACACCAGCCUGACGCUUCACUAUUCACGCAACUUGCACUUCUCCAGCCUCAGCAUUAGGGAGGAUGCCCACUUUAAGAUUGAGUGUACAGCACUUAGUGCCAACAGCCACUCCUGUAAUGUCAGUUAUCCAGUAUUUCGCUCUCAGUCAAAGGUUAACUUCAUGUUGGAGUUUGAGUUCAGUUGCACUGCUCUGCACAGUCGAGUCCAAUUGAAGCUUAAUGCUGCCAGUGACAGUGUGGAGAGAGAAAAUACUUUAGGGGACAACAGUAUUCAGCUGCAGAGUUUUGUUCAGUAUGAGCCAGACCUGUUUGUCAGCAGUGACUCAAACCUGAACCGAUAUGAGGUCCACCCCACUCGGACAGUGUCAGAGGCAACUGGACCAGAGUUCUACACACACCUCAGGCUGCAGAAUCUUGGCUGUUACUCUGUAAGUAAUUUGGAACUGAGGCUGCAUCUGCCGUCUGUGGCUGCAGAAGACAAAGUCUUCAUGACUGUCACAGAUGUCUUCUCAUACAACGCCACAGAGGUGAACUGCAGCGUGCUGAGUAAUCUGGCCCAGCUGAAGGCCAGACAGAGAGAUGUACGCCCCCUCCAUCCUGACGACAUGAUGCACAAUGACAUACUGAAUUGCAGCAGGUCAUGGUGCACUGAGGUGGUGUGUGAAGUCCGGCAGCUUCAGAGAGGGCAGGCUGCAGUCGUUCGUGUCAGCCGCAGAGUUCAUGAUGAUUUUUUCAGACAAGCCAAAUUUAAGUCAGCGAGGAUAAUAGGUGCCUAUCGCGUCACAGCUCAGGAGACUAACCCCUUCACUCUGGGUUCAGGAACAGACUGGAGGGAGACUGUGCUGGAGGUGCUGAAAGGCCGAGCUAUUCCAAUCUCACUCUGGAUUCUGAUUGGUAGCAUCAUCGGAGGAUUACUGCUACUGGCCCUUAUCAUUUUCAUACUGUGGAAGCUCGGGUUCUUCACACGGAAACACAGAAGAGAGGAUGAGAACCAUGAGGACUGAGCUCAGCUUCUGCUGCCAUGACAACAGUCAUUUGCCUCAGUGACUACCAGAUGAACUGAGUCCACCUCCUACCAGGCACAGAGAUAGUCCUGGGCUUGGACCCAAGAUGCAGCUGCAACAGGGACCUCCGGGACCAAAGGCAGCAUUACAAGGAU